GCCCUAGAAACUACUCAUGUUUAUUAUGCCUUCACCUUUUUGCUUCUGAUUCUAAGGAUAUUUCACUUCUCCUACUUUAAGAAUUCUCUACCAUGCGUCAUGUACGUGUUAUCAGAAUUCUCCACACAACCUUUGGAAUUUUCGGAAAUGUUUUUGGUAUAUUACUCUUCUUGGCACCUAUGAUUACAUUCAAAAGGAUUAUCACGAAGAGAUCAACAGAAAAAUUUUCAGGGGUACCAUAUCUAAUGAGUCUGUUCAACUGCUUGUUCUCAACUUGGUACGGUCUGCCUUUCGUGUCACCAGACAACACAUUGUUAACAGUACUGGCAUCCAUAGGUGGUGUUUUGGAAGCAAUUUAUGUGUUGAUUUUCCUUAUAUUUGCACCCAAAAGAGAGAAGUUUAAGAUCUCUGGAAUUCUCUUUUUGGUCCUUUCUAUCUUCUCAAUUGUGGCUUUUGUCUCCGUGUUAACACUCCAUGGAGAUAAAAGGAAGCUUCUUUGUGGCUUGGCUUUUGCCAUUACUUGUAUUAUGAUGUUUGGCGCUCCUCUUACUGUAAUGAGACUGGUGAUCAAAUCUAGAAGUGUGGAGUAUAUGCCUUUCUUCUUGUCACUGUCUAUUUUCAACUCUAGCACUUCAUGGGCAAUCUAUGGCUUGCUUGGGAAGGACCUUUUCAUCAUUUAUUGUUUUGAUAGGUACCAAAUGCAAUCGGAUCUUUAUUAGCAUGUGUGCAACUAAUUUUAUACGCAAUCUAUCGCGAUAGCAAGAAGAAAUUAGACAUCGAAAUGAAGGGUUCAACUGAAACAAGGCUGGGAAAACCCCAAAAAGAGAUGCAGAAAAAUGUGGAAGCAAGUCAGCUGGAUUGCGGAGUAUAGAAAAUGUGUAGUGCAGUGAUUAGAUUCAUUGUUCGCAGUUAAUUUGUGAAGUGUUUGGUGUAAUUGCAAUUAAGAGAAUUUAAUUA
Molecule: messenger RNA, 957 nt
Organism: Capsicum annuum
Lineage: Eukaryota; Viridiplantae; Streptophyta; Magnoliopsida; Solanales; Solanaceae
Product: bidirectional sugar transporter SWEET1
Exons: 6
Coding region: 93-719 (208 amino acids)
Biological process (GO): carbohydrate transport
Cellular component (GO): membrane
Molecular function (GO): sugar transmembrane transporter activity
Source: RefSeq, a predicted model, not a curated record